ACUCCUCAAAACUGAAGGAUGUGGGCUUAGUUAUUAUAGGAGGGGGCGUGGCAGCCGCACUGGCAAUGGGCAUUAAUGCAUCACCUGUCAGAGCUAGAUAGGUGUUUGGCCAAGCCAUGCCAGUGCUUUAGCUCUUCAGAUGCCAAUUUCUUUAUGCACACGCCUAAGCUUGCCUGAGAGUGCUUAAUCAAGUAUUCAUUCAGUCCACUCAUUCAAAAAACAUGGCAGAUGCCUGUGUAACUGUAAGAGAAGAACUGGGUGUGAGAAUUGAAGAGAUCAAAGAUGCUGUACCUGUCUGCAAGAAAGUGAAAUCAUUCAAUCCUGCCAUGGCCAUUAAUAGGGAGUUCAGUCUGUGUACUUUGGCUGUGUUAGCAGAGAAAAGAGAUCAGCCUGAAUGCCUUGAUGCGUUUGGCUGCACAGGUCUGGUUGGACUGCAAUGGAAGAAGAAUCUGAAACACAAGGUUAAGGUCACUGUGGCAGAGGUCAAUCCGAUCGCCUUGGAAACGAUAAGGAAACAUGUUCAUCUGAAUAACUGUUGUUUGAAAUCCAGAGUAAGAUUUGGUAGCUCGUCUGACACUUUUGCCGAUGUGCUCCGGCCAAGUUUGAGGUCUCCGACUACCGAUAAAACCUUUAGUGCAGCAUUUGUGAGGCGGAGUUUUGAAAAUCAGAUUCCUCAGGAGCCACAAAUUUCAAGUGAGGAUGUCCCUUUAACAGUUGAGGUGAUACAGAGUGAUGUAAAUGUCCUGCUUCAUCAAAGACGGUUUGAUUUUAUUCAUCUCGAUCCAAAUGGCUGCACAGUGCCCUACCUGGACGCAGUCUUCAGAAAUAUCAAUGACAAUGGAAUUGUUUUGCUCACGUCCACUGAUGUUGCUUCACUCUUUGGAAAAUGUCCUCAGGUUGCUCAGCGAAAUUAUUGUGCUCGGUGUAUAAAGACGGAUUACUCCAAGGAGUUUGCUGUCCGGUUGGUUACGGCAGUGGCAGUCAGGGCAGCUGCAAGGAGUAAUAAAGGCAUCAAAGUCCUCUAUGCUGUAGCAGUUGAUCACUUCAUCCUCGUCGCCAUCCAAGUUUUACGUGGACCCCAUCAUGCCGAUCGGAGUGUGAAUCUAAUAAGAAGAGUUUUGCAUUGCCGGUGUUGUCAGGAACAUAUCAUUUACCCGCUGACGUGUGAGCCAAUAGGAGACCCCUAUGCUUUGCUACCGUGCGACUGCCAUCGUCACAAUCAAGCAAAAAUAGGUGUGGAACUUGGGCCAGUUUGGGCUGGAAAUUUAUUCGACAUAGAUUUCAUCAAGAAAAUGCAGCUUGCAGCAAAGACUUUAAAACUGAGUAACAGACUUGUGUCGCUGCUCGUUACCUUGGUAACAGAGGCUGUCUGUGCAUCGAAUUCCUCGCUGAAUGUGUCAGUUGAGAGAGGAGAGGAGACUAUUCCAGACUCAGACGUACCAGUUAGCAAGAGGAUGAAGGUGGAUGAUUUUGGACGAGGAACUGAAUAUGAUAUGCCACCAUUUUAUUACUUUGUGUAUCACUUGAGACUCAAGAAUGUUGAAAUACCAAAGGCAACCAGACUCAUCAAACUUGUGCAAGACGAAGGCCAUCGCUGCAGCAGAACUCACUUUGAUCCCACAGCCAUCAGGACGAGCGCCAAUGGACGACAGCUACGUGAUAUUCUCAAUAAACAUUGUCACAAGAGUUAGCUUCAGUGCUUUGCAGCAACUAGUGACACAAUUGUCAGUCUACACAGAUGUUCUGUGUUGUAUAAUGACGGAUUAGGUUAGGUUCUCUAGAGACCCUUGGAUUUUAUUACCAAAGAGAUUAAAAGUGCAUAAUAUACUAGAAUCGUUUGUAUCCAGGACAGUCUAUCCCACUGGUAGUACAUUGAACCUGUAACAUAAUGCAUGGUCACUUUCUAAUGUGCGUCAAAGCUAGUACUGUGACACCAGUCAGGAGCUACAUCCCGUGUGCUGACUUGUCAACUCGAACUUCUGUCUGAAAUGCUAAUCAGAGUUGUAAGCUUUUGACUUGUCAACCUAUUUUCCAUUGGGACUGAAUUCUGUAGCUAAGACUAGCCCUGGUACCCUUUACCCUACAGGUUGAUCAAGCCUGUUUUCAGAAUAGCUGUGGUGUUUUUCUGAUUGUUGACAUUGGCCCUAAUGAAUAAGUCAGUAAUGAAUCACCAGUGACUUUACACUAAAAGGUUUGUACAGUUGAAAUAUUUUAGUUUUACAUUGAUAUUUAUACACCAAGUUAUUUGCUUGAAUGAACAAGUUAGAUAUUGUUUUAAAUAUAUAACGAUUACACAUUUCAUAGUUUUGAAUCACUUCAUUUCGUUAGAGCAGCCAUGCUUUUUAAACUAGAGAAACUGUCAUCAUCACCAUCAUCUGAGACUGGAUGUGACCAUGUCUUAUUUGGGACUGGAUGUGACAUUGUCUCAUCUGGCACAGGAUGUGGCAUUGUCUCAUCUGGUUCAGGAUGUGGCAUUGUCUCAUCUGGCACAGGAUGUGGCAUUGUCUCAUCUAGUACAGGAUGUGGCAUUGUCUCUGCCAGCAUUUGAUGAGGCUAUGUCACAUUGUGGAAUUUAAACAACAGUGCCACAUAUAGUACAGAUGUAAAAGAAAUCAUCUGGGACUUGAUGGGGAUGCUCCUAAUCUGAAGACCACAGAAGACCGCAUGCAUGAUGUCUAGUCAGUGUCAUAAAGAAUUUGGACAUUCUUGGUCUCAUUGAAUGGGAAAGAAGAGUGCAUUUGGCUUACUGCCUACUGUCUAAGGCCUUGAUUGCUGCCAUGAAUUCUCUAGAGCGAUAUAUGGCAAUUUUCAUCAAUGUAAUGGACACAAUAAUAUCCAA
Molecule: messenger RNA, 2839 nt
Organism: Lineus longissimus
Lineage: Eukaryota; Metazoa; Nemertea; Pilidiophora; Heteronemertea; Lineidae
Product: TRMT1-like protein
Exons: 8
Coding region: 222-1691 (489 amino acids)
Biological process (GO): tRNA N2-guanine methylation
Cellular component (GO): nucleus
Molecular function (GO): tRNA (guanine(10)-N2)-methyltransferase activity; RNA binding
Source: RefSeq, a predicted model, not a curated record